AUGGCUCUGACGCCCGGACAGGUCGACAUUCACCCCGACUCCAAGCAUGCCGAGGUCGACGUGACCCCUUACCUCUCGGCGCCCCUGCCGACUGAACCCGCAGCGGCUCGCGCGGAAGCGCUGAAGCUCAUCGACCUUUCCAAGGAAGUCGACGACGAGCUGCAGCACCACCAGGCCACGCUGGCGUCCAACGGCGUCGGCCAGAGCUCCUCGCUCCUCGACGCCGAAGGGUUCCCAUUGGCCGACAAGGACCUCGUCUCGAUCCGCACCGCUCGUCACCGCAUCGCCGUGCUGCACAACGACAACAAGGCUGUCAGGCAGAGGAUCGAGAAGCUGCUCCAGCAUGCCAUCAACGGCGAUCCUGCCGCGGCUCACGCUACCGCCACCGCUGCCGGCACCGCCACGCACCAUGAGGCGCACAGAGAGCCGGCGCGGGAGCCCUUUGCACGAGUCGACUCGGUCUCGCCCGGAAGCCCCGCCGAGGCAGCCGGCCUGCACGCCGGCGACCUCGUGCUGCGCUUUUCGACCAUCGACAAGCCCAACAGCGACGGUCUGAGGGCCCUCGCGAGGCCCGGCGUGGUCAGAGACGGGGAAGCGAUCCAGGUCGUCGUGCAGAGGACCAUCACGGCCCCCUCGCAUCGUCCCGAGAACAUCACCCUACGACUCGUCCCUUCGAGCGCGUGGGGAGGCAGGGGCCUGCUCGGCUGCCACAUCGUCCCGCUUUAA
This is a messenger RNA of Pseudozyma flocculosa PF-1, 726 nucleotides long. RefSeq lists its product as uncharacterized. Gene Ontology annotation, biological process: proteasome regulatory particle assembly. The record is from RefSeq and is a predicted model, not a curated record. Gene Ontology annotation, cellular component: cytoplasm; nucleus. Bases 1 to 726 code for a protein of 241 amino acids. The transcript has 3 exons. Gene Ontology annotation, molecular function: protein binding. NCBI's taxonomy places the organism in Eukaryota, Fungi, Basidiomycota, Ustilaginomycetes, Ustilaginales, Ustilaginaceae.